CGCUCCGUGCUCGAGCCGUUCCUCCGUGCGCGCCCCCGCUCAGAGACAGGCUUCAGGGAGCCCGGAGAGCAGACGAGCGGCAGCGGGGAGAGAGAAAGAUGGAGGUGAGGGUCGGGGAGAGACUCCUGUGCCUGGCUGUGUUGUCCAGCGUCUUCUUCGUGGAUUCAGUCCUCGGGAAAUACGUCAAAGGCAUCGUCAACACCAAAGAGGACUGGGUUUUCCUCACACGCUUCUGCUUUCUCACCGACUUUGGACGUCUGGACUUCCGGUUCCGCUAUCCAAAGUCUCGCUGCUGUCAGAACAUAUUGCUCUACUUUGAUGACAGUUCUCAGUGGCCAGCUGUGUACAAGAGGCACGAAAAGAACUGCUACCAAAAGGAGGCGGUGCUGAGGCCCGAGAACAACCAGGUCAUCAACCUCACAACACGCUACACCUGGUCAGGCUGUGUGGUGGAAGGAGACGGGAAUGAGGAGGUUCUGAGCUGUGUGGGCGGCCGUAGUUUCCGCUCGGUGAGGGAGAGAUGGUGGUACAUCGCUCUCAGCAAGUGUGGGGGCGAUGGCUUGCAGCUGGAGUAUGAGAUGAAACUGACCAAUGGCCAGUCUUUCUGGACGCAGCAUUUCUCUGCAGAUGAGUUCGGAAUCUUGGAGACGGACAUCACGUUCCUGGUCAUCUUCUCCAUGGUGUUCCUCCUCUCCUGCUACUUUGCCUACAAUCUGAAGGGAAGACAGCUUCUUCACACAACCUACAAAAUGUUUAUGACAGCGGCAGGUGUGGAGGUGCUCAGCCUGUUGUUCCAUUGUGUCUAUUGGGGCCUGUAUGCUAGAGAUGGAGUUGGCAACGGCAGCCUGAAAAUACUUGGGAAAUUACUGUUCUCCGUCAGUUUCUUGGUGUUCCUUCUGAUGCUUAUAUUACUGGGCAAAGGUUUCACUGUCACCAGGGCGAGGAUCAGUCACAGUGGGUCGGUUAAGCUGAGCAUUUACAUGACAGUCUACACAAUCACCUACGUCAUCCUCUUCAUCUACGAGGCAGAGUUCUUUGACCCAGGUGAAGUGCUGUACGCCUACGACAGCCCCGCAGGCUACGGACUGAUGGGUCUGCAGCUGCUGGCCUACGUGUGGUUCUGCUACGCGGUGCUGGUCUCUCUGAAGCAUUACCCUGAGAAACAACCCUUCUAUGUCCCUUUCUUCACCACAUACACGCUAUGGUUUUUCGCAGUGCCUGUUAUGGCUCUGAUCGCCAACUUCGGGAUCCCUCGCUGGGCCAGGGAGAAGAUCGUCAACGGCAUCCAGCUCGGCAUCCACCUCUACGCUCACAUCGUCUUCCUCGUUAUCACACGACCCUCGGCAGCCAAUAAGAACUUCCCAUAUCACGUUCGGACGUCCCAGAUCGGGAUCCUGCUGUCCAGUCCGAAAGCAGGCGAGGGGGCGGAGAGUUUCCCCCAUCAUGCCUAUGGUAACGGCUCCUUCCUGGGAGACUCUCAACCCAACUUUACUGAACUCUUCUCCAUCCAAUCAGACCCCGUGAAGACAGUGGAGGAGACGGUGGCCCGUAAAGGACCCGAGGUGCCGAGGAACAGUGAGCAGAAGAUCAUAACCACCGCUGCCGACCUUACGGCGAUACUGCCCCCACCUCCGCCUCCAAUACCCCCACGCCCUGCUGCACGCUCGCCCCCGCUGCCACCCCGGCUCCCUUCCUUCACAGAGUACUUCAGCAUGCAGGGCGGAGGAGGAGGAGGGUUCGGAACGAAGGCGUGAGGCAGGACAGAAGGCAAGACAGAGGGAGAGGGGGGGUAUGGACAGAAUGACAAUACACAGUAAAAGAGUCAGAGUGGAAAUGGAGGUGUUACUGUUUUAAAAACAGCCAAAAAAAAGUUUGGACGGACAAAGAAGAGAAAUCAUCAGAAUCCCUAAACGGUCCCUUUUCACCUGUAAAUGGAAUGGAAGAGUGAGUGAGGGGGGGUGGAUGGCUGUGAGAUAGAAGUGCUGAGCUUGUUAAAGAAUAAAGAAGCAAUAAAUAUUUGAUGUUGACCAGUAAAAGGCACACAGGGAGAAAGAUGACAAAGUGGAUGUAGCCAGAGCAAUAGGAUGAUAGCUGUGCACGAUGCGGAAGUGAACAAAAUUCUUGAAAUAUUGCUAUUCAAAAAUUCAUGAGGCAUUGAUGGUGUGCCUGGAAGAGUUUGUAAAUAGCUAAAACUGGAGAGAGAGCUACCACUCUAUAUAGUUUUAUUUUAAAAAAAAAAGAAGAAAAAAAGGAAAUUUGUUUUCAUGUUUUUUUCCACAUCAUUAAAUUCCAGUUGGUGCUGUGACCAUCAGAAAAAAAAACUCAUGCCAUUACAUUUAUUCAAGUCAUGUUAGGAAUAAAGGACUUUUUUUUAUGUUUGACACAUUUUGAUAAAGCAUAAAUAUUCUAUGGAGUUUGUUGGGUUAAUUUAUAUUCUUAUAUGCCUUCAUUGCAGCUGGUUAUUCUGGAUUGAUAUGCUGAUGUGUAAAUGUAAAAUGUCACGUUUACUGUGGGCACUUCUAGGUACUCGUAAAAACACGCAUGUUUGUAUCGUAUUUCCCGUCCAAGAAGCUGAUAUAUGUAACUCCAUGUGACCAUACGAUAUUUGCUUAUUGUGUGUAUUGAAAUCUAUACUUUUGUAAAUACAUACAAUAGGCUUUAGUAUAUUUUUAACCGGAUAAAUUCUGUUGGACCCAAACCUUGGGCUGUCUGAAACACAACAUAAAAUCAGUAUUAUACUGUGUCGAUUUUAGUUGACUUUACACCAGAGUGCAGAAUAUGCCUGCUCAAAAAUGUCAUUUCUGUGUAUGUAGACGUUGGUGAAUGUACUGAUGCAAUACAGCACAAGGACCGGGGUGAUUUUCAAGUUACUGGAACACUACAGUACACCUUUUGUCGAAUUAUCUUUUCUCUCCGCGACACAUUCAUGAUUUAAAAGCCUGUGGGGAAGGUUGCCUUUUUUAAAAAAUACAAGUAACUUCAUCUUCACCCUUGUCUGGUACCUGAAACAUGGAUAUACAUUGGCUUUAUCUCACUAGAACCUUGCAAAAAGCGAAACAAAUAUUACUAGUUUUGUAUCCCCUAACAUUAAGCUACGACAAUUUAAAAAAAAAAAAAAAAA
Epinephelus lanceolatus (giant grouper) is the source of this 3121-nucleotide messenger RNA. It is a transcript of the gene tmem145, whose product is annotated as transmembrane protein 145. NCBI's taxonomy places the organism in Eukaryota, Metazoa, Chordata, Actinopteri, Perciformes, Serranidae. Gene Ontology annotation, biological process: G protein-coupled receptor signaling pathway; response to pheromone. The record is from RefSeq and is a predicted model, not a curated record.